Molecule: messenger RNA, 2314 nt
Organism: Leguminivora glycinivorella
Lineage: Eukaryota; Metazoa; Arthropoda; Insecta; Lepidoptera; Tortricidae
Product: scolexin B-like
Exons: 6
Coding region: 604-1509 (301 amino acids)
Biological process (GO): proteolysis
Molecular function (GO): serine-type endopeptidase activity
Source: RefSeq, a predicted model, not a curated record
CAACCGAUACUUUAAUUACAUUCAAAUUAGGUACGUUCUGCUCAGAGGUAUGAAUCAUAAUGCGAUUGGAUUUCAUCGAUCAGUAAUUUCUUUGGCUUUAAAAGUGAAAUGACAGUCAAUCAAUAGUAGACAUACCUGAAUUUAUGUCGUAGGUACCUACAACGUUAUACAAUAGGUAUAUACAUAUUGUAGAAAAUUAUUAUAUGGAUUCAUUCAGAUAAAGUUAUGUAUACAACUGUGCACAAUUAGGCUUUAAAACAUCUAAUUAUGAAACUCUCAUUUCGGCUCGUUCCAUAGAACAACACAUAAAUAACAACUAUUAGUUUAUUGUAGAUAUUAGGUAACCUUUCCUUUUGCUUGCUGAGAAAUGUCAAAUCAAGGAGGAAGCGCAUCUAACCCUUUAUUUGCGGUUGUAGACACAGUUUUCCCUUGGGCUUGCCUGACAUGCAAUCGUAAAUAAUUUAACUAAUGUGGUUUUGUAUAAAACGAGUACAAAACCAAAGUUCAAAGCACCAAACAAUUAAAUGACAACUAGGUACUCCCCAAUAACAAGCUAUUAAAUAUGCAUCUAAUGAUCGUAAUAAUUUAUAUAAAGACCCAGAUAUGGUCAGGUUUAUUGAUAGUUUAGUGAGGAUGCAUGCGCUGGUAGGAGUGUGCGCGGUGCUCUUGGUGGGCGCGGCCCUGGCGCGGCCGGGCGAGCAGCCCGCUCCCGCCGCCGGCGCCGCCACCGCCGACUCCAGCCCGCCGCCGCCGGAACUGACUAAAAACCCUAUCCCCAAACCGAAGAACGACACGGCAGCGGCGGCGCACCGGCGCGUGCCGUCCGCCGUGCUGUUCGGCGGCACCUGCGGCGGCUCCGUCAUCAGCGAGCGCUGGGUGCUCACCGCGGCGCACUGCACAAUCUUCUCGUCGGCGGACUUGGUGGUGGCAGGCACGGGCCACAGCCACGACGACAGCGGCGUGCGCCGCUCCGUGAAGCGGCUCGUCGUGCACCCGCGCUUCACCGUCGGCCCCUACUGGCUGCGGCCUGAGGACUUCAACAUCACCCAGGUGGGCGCGCACUGGGACUUUCUGCUGGCGGAGCUGGACGAGCCGCUGCCGCUGGACGGAGCGAACAUCUCCGCCGUGGCGCUGGACGACGAGGGCUACCUCCACCACGGCACGCUCGUGGCGUACGCGGGCUACGGCGCGGCGCACCAUGGCGAAACGAUGCGCGAAGAGAUGCACCUCAUGGAGCUGGAGACGGUGGACAACGCCGCCUGCGCCAGCAUGGAGCAGUUCAGCUCUGAAGAUAUGUUUUGCGCCAAGGGCCGGCCGCCCAGGUUCGACUCUGCAUGCAACGGUGACAGCGGCAGCGGCUUGGUGACGCAGGGCGAAGGUCCUCGGAGACUAGUGGGUGUGGCGUCGUGGGUGGAGGACGACGCGCGCGAGUGCGCCCCCGGCAAGCUCGUGGUGUUCUCGCGCGUGUCUGCCGUGCGAGACUGGAUCAACCAGGUCACCGGCAUAUAGACUGACCUACAUAAACACUACCAACUCAUAUGAAUUGAAACAUCUAUAUUAUGAAUAUCAUGAUGAAAGCAAUAUCGCGUAACUGCGCAUAAGUUUAGUAUUACAUUCGAUGCGAAGUUUUGAACGUGGUCGUAUUUAAUACCCACGAGAGUAUGCUAUAUAAAUGUCACCUAUAAUGUGUGAAACCGUCAAGGAUGCAAGUGACAAGAAUGCAACAAUAUUACAACAUAAUUAAUUUUAAUUGUAUAUUCUGUGAUGGUGAUAUAUAUUUCUAGCUAAUACAAAAAACUUAGCCUAAGCCUAACAAUCACUUUUUAAAUCUGCUUAAAUCUUAAAUGUACGUAGCUAUUCUACCUAAACCUAUUACCUAUUAUUUAAGUACCUAGUACCUAAAUGAGUCAUUUCAACCAUUGAAUAAAAUAAAACCUUUUAAAUAAAAAGACUGACGAGUAGGUAACUAAAUAAAUGUGAACGAAGAAUAGAAAAACACUAUUGUUUGUGCUUCAUUGGUUCCAAUAAAAUUUUAUACCUAUUAGCAGAACAACACGUUCCAAGAGCUAAGCAUAUUGUAACUGCAUAAAAUUAGCAUUUUGUACUUGGAAAGAAAUACGUUACCAGCAUCCUUAACAGAUGUCAUGCAUGCAUCUUAUCUGCUGCCGUUUCCUAAUUUCCUAUAAAAAGACUAGCCAUUUUUCCAAAAGAAAAUUUUUUUUUUUUUUAAAUGGGCUUACUCUUGACCACAGACUAGCCAAAGGCAAAGACGUGGCCUACGAUGGAGUGAGCUCGCCCAGAAGAUGCCUGUUCA